GAGCUUGCUCCCUGCUGGGAGAGAAAGGCGGUUCAUACUUGCCUAAGAACUUGGGAGGUGGCGCCAGGGCUGGAGUCCCUCCAGCAGCUGACUGCCCACAGCAGAGCCCGACUGUUUAGCCACCUCUGCACCGUCCAUCCAGUAACAGCCUCCCAGAGUUUCGUUCUGCAUCAGGAAAACCUUGACGCCCAGGAUGACCCUGUCCAAUUCCACGACUGUUCUGCCCUUUCUGGCCUCGCUGUGGCAGGAGACAGCUGAACAGGACGGCAACGUGUCGGGCCUGGCUCGUAGGUCUCAGCUCCGAGAUGACAGCAAGCUGGAGGCUCUCUAUAUUCUCAUGGUGCUGGGCUUCUUCGGCUUCUUCACCCUGGGCAUCAUGCUAAGUUACAUCCGAUCCAAGAAGCUGGAGCACUCCCACGACCCUUUCAAUGUGUACAUCGAGUCAGAUGCCUGGCAGGAGAAAGGCAAGGCCUUCUUCCAGGCCCGAGUCCUGGAGAGCUUCAGAGCUUGCUAUGUCAUUGAAAACCAGGUGGCUGUUGAGCAGCCUGCCACACACCUGCCUGAGCUGAAGCCAUUGUCAUGAACUCGGUAGCUGGUUAAGAAUAGACAAGCCCUACAGGUGGCAAGCUGGUCUUUCUAGUCACAUGCCUGCCGUGGUCUUUAUUGUAGGGGUACCAUUGAGUUUUUGUGAAAGAUUGUGAGGGGUGAAUUAAUGACACCAGCUUUCUGAAAUCGCAUUCUUUCUAUAGUAGACAGUCGACUUAUCCUGCAGCGCCUGCCCUUGUCUCUGUAAAUCUAGCACGGUCCCAGACGUCGUGGCUUCUGAGAAUACAAGCUGAGUUUCC
Messenger RNA from Arvicanthis niloticus (Nile rat), 845 nucleotides. The record is from RefSeq and is a predicted model, not a curated record. NCBI's taxonomy places the organism in Eukaryota, Metazoa, Chordata, Mammalia, Rodentia, Muridae.